Molecule: messenger RNA, 1510 nt
Organism: Engraulis encrasicolus (European anchovy)
Lineage: Eukaryota; Metazoa; Chordata; Actinopteri; Clupeiformes; Engraulidae
Product: glutamate-rich protein 1
Exons: 7
Coding region: 360-1367 (335 amino acids)
Source: RefSeq, a predicted model, not a curated record
CCAGACGCCAUCUUGAGAAGGUCAUAAUAAACCGUGUGAAUGGACCAGUGAGAGAACGUGCUCUCUUCUGUUUAUUAUUUCAUGGUGUUAUCUAAAGAUGAAUGGAUGGUUUUUAAGGAAUACUUUCAAGCGAGUGCUUUUACAGCACGGCUUACAGAAAUUGUUGACCGAAACCGCAGCAGAAACAAUGUACAACGAUGAAGGAGCUAAACUUGGCUAGUUGGCUAAAUUGGCACGCUGACAGACAGCAAAGAAAUGUGUAGUGAAGUUGAAUGUGUAAUAAUGUAAUACUUGUGGAGGAUAAAACAAAGAUAUUCAAGUUCAAGCGUCUGUGGAAGAAACGAACUCAUUGAGCUAACAUGUCUAUUAAAAAAGAGGUUUUUCGUUCAAAAGUUCUUCAAAAACUAUAUCCAGUGCCUCUAAAAACUAAGGAAACUACCCUACCUCCUUCUACUGAAGUCGACUCUGCUGCUAGUAAAACGUGUGCCCCUGGAAAGGGUACCAAACCCCUCAAACCCAAUGGUGAUGGGGGAAUGCCUGCACCUGCAUGUAGGAAGCUGUACACUGUCCUCCCACCUCCAGACGGAUACAAAGCUGAUGAAUUGCCUGUUGUUGAUGAGGCGCCAGAGACCACAAGCAAAUGGAGCGAUGGAGAGAAUGUGGAUGAGGAAGACGAAGAUGAUGAUGAUGAACCUCAGAGGAAGCGGAGGAGAAGGAAGAAGAAGGGCAAGACGAAGGACUCCGCCGCCUUGGCCAACGACAGGUCAGCAGAGGGCAACGAGGCCAACACGGGGUCAGAGGUCGGUCCCAAACUCGAGGUGGGCACAGAGUCGGAGCGACUCAGCAAAAACAAGAAGAGGAAGCUGAAGAAGAAACGUCGCAAGGAGAAGCUGAGGAGCCUGGGUCUGGCACCCUCUGCCUCCGCUGUGGACUUCACCUAUCAACACAAGAACGACAUGGAGGAAGAUGAUGAGGACAAAACAGACGAUGGAGAUGAGAAAGACGAGGAUGAUGAUGAUGAAGGCUCUAAAAACACAACAGACGAGCAAGCAGACGAGGUCCUGGAGUUCCUCAAGACCACCCUAGAGACCUACGUCUCAGACCGUUCCUGUCCUGAGAGGUUGCCACCUGCCGGGACUGAGGCCCUGCUCAGCAGCCUGUCUGAUGGGACAGCGCCCCCUGGUGAGCUGGCUCGCCUGUGCAUCCUGAAGGACUUGCUGCUAAGACGAGACGCUGAUGAGUUGAGGAGAGCGCAGGAGGAGUUCCGAAACAGCACAAACAUGCCGCCUGAGGCGUCUGCUGUCUGCGUUCUGUUGUCCUACUGGAUCACAGACAUUUUCCCUCUGCAGGAAGUCUUGAAGACCUGAGACAUCGCCCACCUUAUUAGCCAAUGGGGGGUCCUUCUCUGUGAGGAGCGAACAAAACAACAAGACAAUUUGGGAGACUUUUUUUUAACUUAUUUCCUUCUCACUUUUUUUUUAUAAAAUAAGAUUUGUUAAAAAAUAUUGCU